Messenger RNA from Eupeodes corollae, 2424 nucleotides. RefSeq lists its product as uncharacterized. The transcript is spliced from 4 exons. Bases 1 to 2424 code for a protein of 807 amino acids. The record is from RefSeq and is a predicted model, not a curated record. Lineage: Eukaryota; Metazoa; Arthropoda; Insecta; Diptera; Syrphidae.
AUGCAUCAUUGCGCAUUCUUAAUUAUAACGUUUUCUUGUUCGUACAUUUUGUGCAUACAAAAUGGAGGAAAAACUGUUUCAUCGUCAUCUUCAUCACCAACAGAAUCGGAUGACAACUUGAUGAAGAGAAGACACUUCGAUUCCCCAGAAGCUCGUCAGUCAUUCUUCCAAGAAAACAACUUUGACAGUUCUGGUUUUCAGCCAUCAAAUGAACUGUCAGGUUUUCGAUUUCCUGACAAACAUCAACAAUACAAUACAAACAGCCCAAAUGAGCUGCAGCCACCAUCAUCAUCAUUUGGAUACCAUCAACAGAAUUAUCCUUAUCUAAAUAACAAUCGAGAAGUGGCAAACAUCAAUGAAGGACCAAAUCCAUACAAUUCAGCCUUAAACACGGGAGAACACUCCAACAAUAACGCUAAUAAUCUCAAUAAUUAUCCAUAUCAGCAGCAUUCGAAUGCAAUUGCCAGCUUUGGUCCAUCACAUCAUCGUGACUCACCUAAAAUCCCGAAUGCAAAUGAUUUCUAUCUCUCAUCAAAAUCACCACCACCAUCACCACCGCUGUACCAUCAGAAUAACAAGAAUCCUUAUUACCAUCCCGCCUCCUCACCAACACCACAAUAUUAUGACUAUGAGCCAAUUCAACGAAAGCCUCCUACUUAUGCCCAGGCCUUUGGUAAUUAUUUGUUUAACGGACAACCCAAUUAUUACAACCGACCAAGAGCCACUCCACCACCAAGACCACCACCGCCACCAUCACACUCUGCAUUUGGGUCGCAAUCAUCUUAUAGUCCUUAUCAAGACGGACAUUUAACGGGACCUUAUCCUUAUGACGAUCUAACAUCACCGUCUGGACCUUCCUCUUACCCACCACCACAGUAUGCGAAUCAAUUUGGUAAUUUCGGCAGUGGUAGCGGUGGUGGUGGUGGUGGUUAUUAUGGAACGAAGACGCCGACAACAUCUACGACGACGACGGGUUCAGCUAAUCCCUUGGGAAGCUUAUUAAACAGCAUUGGAGGACCGUUUGCAGGCGGAAAUCCUCUUAGUAUGCAAAUCAUUCGAGGAUUGGAGAAUAUUGCACGCAAUGACGAUUUGCAAUGUGUACCUAAGGUGCUGUGUCAAAUGCUCGGUUCACCCACCCGCCGGGCCCAAUUGCCCAGCUUCAUUACAUCCCCGGUAUUAACAAGAUUUGUCGCAUCAUUACCUUCUUUUUCGCCUGCCCUUAUCUACGGUCGAGCAGCGCUGCUGGGACUCAGUGGUGGGGAAUACAGUUGUACUCGAACUUACAACAAAUGUCCACAAAACGAGGAUGACAUUUUGUAUUAUCUCAACAAUCAUCGUGGAGGUUUCUUUAAGUUUUUCAGUGAACCUGAUACACAUCAGGAUGAUGCUCAGACUCAGAACACUCAAUAUCAGUAUACAACGGAAAGACCAUCUUACCAGCAACAGCAACAAUCACUGGAACCAUCAAUUUUUAAUUUCCUGAAAGGACUUACAUCCCCAACAACAUCGACAACGACCAACACUAAUCAAGGAAACGUGGUGAAUUCUUUUAUGAGUGAUGCCGUAACGAAUGGAAUUGGAAGUCUUUUCGGAAACAUCAUUUCGGGCUUCUUAAAUGGACAAGCAGCUGCAACAAGACGUAACGAUGAAGAAGAUGAUAUUGAUGUUGAAAUUGAUGUUGAUGAAAAACCGAAAAAAUAUUCUGAUUUAAUUGAAUCGAAUUCCACAACGACGACAACAACAUCAAAUUCUGAUGAUGAUGAUGAAGGAGAAGAAAAAGAACAAGAACAAGAAGUAGAGGGGCGUAUACUUAACAAUAAAAGCAAUAUCCUUGCCUACGCCGAACCACCAGGACAACAUGAUAAUCCAAUAAGUUUUCCCCCCGAGAAUGGGAACGACAAUUACGAAGACCAACAAUUCGGAUCGGAAUUUCGAUUCCCUAAUACUGCUCAUAGGGAUACACAUCACGAUGAGGAAGACUAUCGUAGGGGAAAGAAGGUGAAUUUUAUUGAUUCACAUCAUCAUCAUCAUCCGCAGCAAGAUGAUUCGUAUUCGCAUGGUGCGAAGAAAAUGAUUUUUCCCGAUCGAACUGGUACUGGAAAUUUACGAUUCGACAAUGAUGAAUAUUUUCGGGUGGGAAAAAUCCUUAAUCGUCGUCCUCCUGAAUACAAUCGGGGGUAUAGGGAGGAGCAGGAGGACUACAACUAUAGGAGAACAACGACAACAACAACGACGACUAGGAGGCCUACGAGUUACCUUAAUCGAUAUUCUUCGAGCAACUACAGGCAGGAUUAUAAUCAAAAUAAGUAUCAAAAUAAAUAUCAAGACACUGCAGAAGAUACUUCGGGAAAUGUGUAUGUUACCAAUGGACAGGGGGUUAUUGAAUACUAUAUCAAUGCAAGUGGAAAGAAAAUCUAUGUUUGA